UAUUGUAGCCUCUUGGUGCCCAGAGGAUGGUGAGUUGGAUGAGAACCAAGAGGUGAGAAACAGAGGGAUUGGGGAAGGCUCCUUUCUCUGUGACUCGGGUCCUUUUGGGCAUUAUUGCAAAGGCCAGUCCUCUGACUCCUGGUUGCCUCUUCCCAGGCCAGUUGUAAAUUAGGGUGGGGAUAUCUGCAGCUGUGAGGGCUAGAUGCUGCUGCUCUUGCUGGGCUUUCCCUUUGGGAAAAAUAUUUCUCUUAUUUAUAGUAUUGUGUUUCCAGGGAAAGCAGUCACUUGUGUGUAUAUGCACGUACACAUUGUGUGUAUGUGGAAAUCUGCUGGGCAAGUCAAAACCAUAGAAGAGUUGCCUCCUAUCUCUCAAAUCUGCCAGAGAUAUCCCCCACUUUUUUAUUCUACCACAACUGGGGAGUCGAUACCUGCAGUCAACUGCCAGUGACUCUCCGUGUCUAUUUCUGACUUAUUCUUCCCCUGUCUUGGUCUUCCAGCCUCCAGUCCUAUUUCUACGUGGAUGCAUCAUUUUUACUCCCAGUAUACUAUAGAGAAGGAGUCAGGAUGCUGUCUUCCCAUGAAUAGUACUCAGUAACAAACCAAUUGCAUUUUAGUUGGGCAAUGCCCCUACCCACCCUCCAGAUCCCUUCCAGAGAAAACCCUUCCCUUCUCCCACCAGGCAUUUCUCAAUUUCCAUUUUUGUUUGUUGGAUUGUUACUUCCCACUGCCCUUCCUCCUCACCCUACCACCCUUGGAUCGUAAUGUAAAAUUCUUUUACCAUGUCAAGAAAUUAUUAAAAAUACAGGUACUUUGACCUCUUUCUAAAGCCGCAGACCCUGGUGCAAUGCUCUGGUGGCUAGGGACAUACCUAUCCUCACAUGUGUGCACAUUGGGACAUCAACCUCCACAUGCACCUCCAGCCACCCUGUUGGGUGUCUGUACCAAUUGAGCAUCCUCUUUUCUCUGGAAUAGUGGAAAGACUGAGGCUCCUGCCUACCAAGGGGGAAGAGUGGGUCCUUCAUUCAUGUUCAGUCUGAAUUAUGUAAAAGUUAGCUCUUCCUAAAAGUUGCUUUCUGUUCCUACCCUCAACAAGAUCCCAGUUCCUUCCUUCCUUCCUGCCUUCCUCUUGCCCUCCCGCCCUCUCUCCUUCCCCUCCUGCCCUCCCUCCAUUUCUUCCCUCCUCAGUGAUACCCAUGAACUGCCAGUAGAGGCUGCUCUAGUUCCGCGUGGGGAAUCACCUGGUUCAUGGCGCAUUCUACCCUGUCAUUUACUUGAUACUAAUUCUCCCCACUGAGUAAUGUCUUAAAUUUCUUGAGAUUCCAGGGGACUCCUGGUUUUGGUUUUCAAAUUACUUGGAGGGAUGUGUAGGACCCUAGCUUCCUCUGAAAUAAAGUUUCCUCAACUCCCACCUUGUAAAGUCACCUUCUGCUAUCAAAUGAUCCUCUCAUCAUCUCUGCAAAAAGAGACUUAAGGCCUUGAACAGUGGAGGAACAUCGGCUCUGUUCUGUUUCAGAGCUCAGUACCAGUAGCUAACAGUUUCUGAAUGCCUACCCUGUGUCAUGUCAGGCUCUGUUAAACAUUUUACAUGCAUGAUCACAUUUCAUUUAAUAUUCAUGAAUCUACAGGGUAGUUUUAUCCCUUCUUCAUAGAUGAGGAUACAGACUUGUGAUAAGUACCUCCUCUGAGGUCACACAGCUUAGGGACCUCGGAUUGUACAAAUCGGACUGCUAAGCCCCGGUGCUCACCACUCCUCUCUCACUGACUAGAUAGAAGAGGCCCGAGACUACAGAUCAAGCACUUGGCCUUAGACAACUGGCAGAAUGCAGUGCUUACUGCUGAACUGGGCAGUGGAUCCUGGAAAUAGUGGGGGGUAGUGUCUGCCAGGAGGUAGGAAAAUGGACAGUUGUGGUGCCUGCAUGCAGCACACAGGACUUGACUGAGCAUCUGAGAUUUGCAUGCUCCCCCAGAUCCAGUUUGGGUGGAAGGUGAUUUAAUCCAUGUGCCCUCUAAUCUGGUCUAAAGGAUGGAAAUCAGUAUUGAGUACUGACUGUGCUGCCUGUGGGAGUUCAGGGGCAGGGGAGAUGCUAUGCACGUGGAAGUAGUACCUUGGGCCAAACCACAGAACAGAAAAUUGGAACAGAAUUAUAUAAAUCAAGGUCAGAAAUUUCCUGUUCAACCCACAGGGUGGAGUUUUCUCCAUUCCUAUCCAUCCUACUGAAUAUAAGCCCUGAUUUGAUGUCUGGAACUGGAAGGAGCAUCUGGUAGGACUCAGCUCAGCAUUCACCAUGAAUCUCAAGGUAGCCCUCGUGCUCCUGGCACUGUCCCUCAUCACCAUCUUUGCCCUGGCCUAUGUCUUGCUGACUAGCCAAGGGGGCUCCAGCCAGCCUCCCCACUGCCCCUCCGUAUCCCACAGUGCCCAGCCCUGGACACACCCUGGCCAGAGCCAGCUGUUUGCAGACCUGAGCCAAGAGGAGCUGACGUCUGUGAUGAGCUUUCUGACCCAGCAGCUGGGGCCAGGCUUGGUCGAUGCAGCCCAGGCCCGCCCCUCUGACAACUGCGUCUACUCGGUGGAGCUGCAGCUGCCCCGCAAGGCUGCGGCCCUGGCCCACCUGGACCGGGGGCGCCCUCCACCUCCCCGGGAGGCAUUGGCCAUCGUCUUCUUUGGCGGACAGCCCCAGCCCAACGUGAGUGAGCUGGUGGUGGGGCCACUUCCGCACCCCUCCUACAUUCGGGAUGUGACCGUGGAGCGUCACGGGGCCCCCCUGCCUUAUCACCGACGCCCCAUGCUAGGAACUGAGUUUGCCCAGAUGUGGAAGCAUUUGAAAGAGGUGGAGCUACCCAAGGCACCAGUCUUCCUUGCUUCAGUCUUCAACUACAAUGGCUCCACCUUGGCACCUCUGCAGGCCACCCCCAGUGGUUUGCGCUCGGGGGACCGUACUACCUGGAUAGCCCUCCACCAUAACAUCUCAGGUGUUGGGAUUUUCCUUCAUCCAGUGGGGCUGGAGCUACUGCUGGAUCACAGGGCCCUGGACCCUGCCCGCUGGGCUGUCCAGCAGGUCUUCUACCUUGGGCGCUACUAUGCGGACUUGGGCCAGUUGGAAUGGGAGUUCAAGGCUGGCCGGCUGGAAGUGGUUAGAGUGCCUCUGCCCCUGCCGAAUGGUCCCUCAUCCCUGCGGCCCCGAAGCGCCCCAGGUCCUCUUCCCCCUCUUCAGUUCUCACCCCAGGGCUCCCAAUACAGUGUCCAAGGGAACCUGGUGGUGUCCUCCCUCUGGACAUUUACCUUUGGCCAUGGGGUGUUCAGUGGCAUGAGGAUUUUUGAUAUUCGGUUCAAAGGCGAGCGAGUGGCCUAUGAAGUCAGUGUGCAAGAGUGUGUAUCUAUCUAUGGUGCUGAUUCACCCAAGACAAUGAUGACCCGAUACUUGGAUAGCAGCUAUGGACUUGGCCGUCACAGCCGGGGUUUGGUGCGGGGAGUGGACUGCCCCUAUCAAUCAACAAUGGUGGACAUCCACAUAUUAGUGGGCCAAGGGACAGUUCAGCUGCUCCCAGGGGCUGUGUGUGUAUUUGAGGAGGCCCAAGGACUACCCCUUCGAAGGCACCACAAUCACCUUCAAAGUCAUUUCUAUGGUGGUUUGGCCGGCUCAGCCCUUGUAGUCAGGUCUGUGUCAUCUGUAGGCAACUAUGACUACAUUUGGGACUUUGUAUUGCACCCAAAUGGGGCACUUGAAGGGCGGGUCCAUGCCACAGGCUUUGUCAACACAGCUUUCCUGAGUGGGGGAGAGGAAAGCCUCCUCUUUGGGAACCGUGUAGGGGAAGGAGUGCUGGGGACCGUGCACACGCAUGCCUUCCACUUCAAGCUGGACCUGGAUGUGGCAGGGCUGAAAAACUGGGUGGUAGCUGAAGACGUGGUGUUUAAACCUGUGGCAGCCCCUUGGAGUCCGGAGCACCAACUGCACCGUCCCCAGCUGACUCGGCAGGUCCUGGGAAGGGAGGACCUGACCGCCUUUUCCUUGGGGAGCCCUCUUCCUCGCUACCUUUACCUGGCUGCCAACCAGACUAAUGCCUGGGGUCACCGGCGCGGGUACCGAAUCCAGGUCCACAGUCCCCUCGGCAUACACAUGCCCUUGGAGAGCGACAUGGAGAGGGCCCUCAGCUGGGGGAGAUACCAGCUCGUGGUGACCCGGAGGAAGGAGGAGGAAUCACAGAGCAGCAGCAUCUAUUACCAGAAUGACAUCUGGACACCCACUAUUGCCUUUGCUGACUUCAUCAAUAAUGAGACUCUGUUAGGAGAGGACCUGGUGGCUUGGGUUACGGCCAGCUUCCUGCACAUCCCCCAUGCUGAGGAUGUCCCCAACACAGUGACUCUGGGGAACAGAGUUGGCUUCUUGCUGCGACCCUAUAACUUCUUUGAUGAGGACCCCUCCAUCUUCUCCCCUGGCAGCGUCUACUUUGAGAAGGGCCAGGAUGCUGGGCUCUGCAGUGUCAACCCUGUGGCCUGCAUCCCCCACCUAGCAGCCUGUAUCCCGGACCUGCCCCCUUUCUCUUACCAAGACUUUUAACCCCAAGGGUGUGGUGGGACACAGUGGAUAUGGGUGGGUGCUAAAACAUAUAUACCUUCUUCCACAACGUUCCCAAUUCCUGCUCCGCUGACUUCCACCCUC
Hipposideros armiger (great roundleaf bat) is the source of this 4658-nucleotide messenger RNA. It is a transcript of the gene AOC2, whose product is annotated as amine oxidase copper containing 2. Gene Ontology annotation, biological process: amine metabolic process. The transcript has 4 exons. Gene Ontology annotation, molecular function: quinone binding; primary methylamine oxidase activity; copper ion binding. The record is from RefSeq and is a predicted model, not a curated record. Gene Ontology annotation, cellular component: plasma membrane. Bases 2286 to 4556 code for a protein of 756 amino acids. Lineage: Eukaryota; Metazoa; Chordata; Mammalia; Chiroptera; Hipposideridae.